Molecule: messenger RNA, 1485 nt
Organism: Tetrahymena thermophila SB210
Lineage: Eukaryota; Ciliophora; Oligohymenophorea; Hymenostomatida; Tetrahymenidae
Product: transmembrane protein, putative
Exons: 13
Source: RefSeq, a predicted model, not a curated record
AUGAUUUAAUAUAUUAAUAAUUUAAAGAAUAUAAAACAAUUUAAUGAAUAUAUUAUAUAAUAAAUACGCAAAAUUAAAUACAAGGAUUACUUGGCGUUAAAGAUUUGUAUCAAAUUAAUAUUCUUAUAUCACUUAUCAAUCAGUAUUAUUGAUUUAGUAUUAAUUACUGAUUUAAUUUUAAUAUUUACAAAUAUUAUUUAAAAUAUAACAAUUUCUUCAAAUAAGAUGUAAAAAUAUGAUUAAAUUAUCUUAGAAAAAUGUUAAAAAUCUACUCAUAAUUAUCCAUUUUUUUGCAUAGAAAUCGGUAAGGCAAAUGGUUAAGAAUUAUCUAAUUUUAACUCACUCAAAGAAGCGAUAUCAAAUUAUCCAAAUUAAAGAUAUCAAUCGGUCUUAAUUAAAAUUGAUAGUAGUUAAUGGUUUAGUCAAAACAAUUUCGCAGAAGAAAUAAAUAAAAAUAAUAGCUUAGCAAAUCUAGAACUUUUAUUUAAAGAACACAAAUAAUUUGGAGAAGUUGAAAUGAAUGAACUUGGAAAUUAAUUAAACAAAUGUCAUAAUUUAAAAAAAUUAAGAAUUAAUAAUGAGAAAAAUACAUAUAAACACACAUAUUAAUUAUUAAAAUGCUACAGUAUUACUCAUUUACUUAUCAACUUUUAAUCUGGAGGUUAUUAAGCACUAGACAUAGAAGAACCUUUUUUUUAGAGCUUGAAUAAUACUUAUAUAGAAAUUUCUAAAUUUUAGAAUCUUUAAGAACUGAUGUUCUAUUAAAACAAUCUAGGUUUAAUUGAUACAUCAAUUGAUUAACUUGGUAUUAACUUAUAAUCGUCCAAAAAUUUAAAGAAAUUAAUCCUUGGUUUAUCUUUUAAUAAAUUUGGAUAUUAAGGAAUUUCUUUGUUAGGAAAACACAUAUCUAAGAUGAUUUAAUUAGAAUAAUUAGAACUAAGGUUAGAAGGUAAUAAUAUAUCAAAUGAUUCAAUUAGUGCAAUAGGACAAAGCCUUUUUAAUCUAACUAAUUUACAAAGCCUUUCUUUAUUACUUUAUACAAAUGAAAUCAAUCAACAUGGAAUAAACUCCCUCAUGGAAUCUAUAUAAUUUUUAAAACUCAGUCAUCUUAGUGUUAGCUUUUCGAAGAAUUAUAUUAAAGAUGAUGGUUUAAAUAAAUUCAUUUUAUAUAUUCGUAAUUUUAAGGAGUUAAAGUCAUUACAUAUGCGCAUUAAUUAAACACAAAUAAGUGAAUUGAGUCUAUUGAAUUUAAUUUAGUAAAUAUAAAUUUGCAAAAAUAUAAAAGUUUUAGAGGUAUAAGCUGACAAUCAGUAUAAUGAUGAUUAACUAAUUUUUUAAAUAUAAAAUUUGUUAUAGACCCUUACAUAGUUAAUCAAUCUUGAUUUUUUUAUGAAUGGAGUCUAUAAAAAAAGUAAUAAAUAUCUCCAAAAAGUAAUUUAAAAGAAAUUAGUUAGACUUGUAAAUAUACCAUAAAUAGUAACAUGA